Messenger RNA from Chilo suppressalis (striped riceborer), 861 nucleotides. NCBI's taxonomy places the organism in Eukaryota, Metazoa, Arthropoda, Insecta, Lepidoptera, Crambidae. The record is from the annotation of a GenBank genome assembly.
AUGGGCUUAGCAACAGUAAUUGAAAAUGAGGCACAUUUCCAAUCUGAAAUGGCUAACGCUGGGACAAAGCUAGUUGUCGUGGACUUUACUGCUUCUUGGUGUGGACCAUGCCAACGUAUUGCACCGAUUUUCGAGCAGCUACCAGCGAAGUUCCCCAGAGCAGUAUUUUUGAAAGUGGAUGUGGAUAGAUGUGCGGAGACCGCAAGUGCCCAAGGCGUAAGCGCUAUGCCUACGUUCAUUUUCUACAGAAAUAGAACAAAAAUUGAUCGGCUGCAAGGUGCUGACCCAGCUUCUUUAGAAAAUAAAGUUAGGCAAUAUUAUGGCACUGAUGAUGCAGGUGAAGAAGAUAGUGCUGUUGCUGGUCAUAUGGAUUUAAUAACAUUCGUCACAAAAAGUGAAUGUGAAUGUUUGAAUGAAGCAGAUGAUCAUCCACUGGGUCAUGCUCUCACCAGUGGUGGAGGAUAUCUUGCCAGUGACUGUGAUGAACAACUCAUCAUCAACAUUGCCUUUAAUCAAUUGGUGAAACUGCAUUCACUAAAAAUCAAGGGCCCGGCUGAUAAGGGACCCAAGACUGUUAAACUCUUCAUCAAUCAGCCAAGAACACUGGACUUUGACCAAGCAUCUGGAAACACAUCUGUGCAAGAUUUGGAAUUUACUUCAAGUGACUUGGAAGGCAACCCAGUUCCCUUGAGAUUUGUCAAAUUUCAAAAUGUGCAGAACAUUCAACUGUUCAUAAAGGACAACCAGUCUGGUGGAGAAGUUACACAGAUUGACCAUCUGGCUUUCUACGGUUCUCCAAUCUCUACUACCAACAUGGGAGAAUUCAAGAGAGUGGCAGGAAAGAAAGGAGAAAGUCACUAA